AUGGUGAGGCAAAUUCAGAAAAAAUCAAAAAAAAGAAGGUAAAUAGACAUCCAAUUAGAAUGGGGAAACUCUUUUAGAAGUUGGUGGAUAUAAUAAAACAAUUGUAAAGAUAUUUUAAUACUAGGAUGGAUUGAAGGAACAGAAUCAAUAGCUAAAUAAGUUAAUAAAAAUGGUAUAGCUCAAGUAUAUGAAAAUGGAGAAUAUUUUCGCAAUUAAAAGUUUGGAAGAUGGCAAUAUUAAUAUAAAUAACACAAAAUUUAUAAUUAUAGCUAGAAUAAUUAGUGGAGGAGGUUUAUAUAUCAAAUGAGGAUAGAGGAAUGGGAAAUGGAUAGUUUUAGGGGGAAGGAUUUUUGGAUUAAUCUUAAGUAACUUAUUCUUCCAAAUAUCGCAAUAGUAACAAAGUUGUUAAAUGGGAUAUUUGACUUAAUUUCAAUGAGAAUAAUAAAAUGUAAAAUAAUAUCAUUUAGUAAAAAAUGAAGUAGUGGAUGUAAUGAUAAGGAAGGCCAUGAGUUUGAAUUAAGUUUAUAAGUGGAGGUUUCAAAUAAAUUUGAAAUUUCAUCUUCAGUAACAUAUAUUGGUGAAUAUAAAUUUGGUUAAAAUAUUGGCGAAUGGGAUAUUUGGCAUAGUAAUUCUGAAGUAAAUAAUAAGAUGUAAAAAUUAGUAUAUACUCAUAUGCUUGUUUUAGUUGUGGUGGAUUAUAUGAAAAAAGUGGUGAUGAAAUGAAUAUAGCUAAUUGGAUAGAAGUUUUGAAUGAAAAUGCAAAAAUUUUUUAACUAAUGUAUUAUGGUAUACAUAAAAAUGGUUAAACAAUCGGCAGAUGUGAUACAAGGAAAACCGAAGGAUAAGGAAAUUAAAGGAUGUAAGAUUAAAUGAUUAAAUGAUAAAGAUAAAUCAAAAUUACUGGCAUUAGGACUCAUAAAAGUAGAUGGAAGGAACACCACCCUGUAAACAGUUAAGGUAAAAUGCUCCACCCAUAAGUUUGAAGCCUCCUAUUAAAAUAUUUUUAUUUUAUUUUUUUUUUUAAUUCCAGAAAGUUCUAGAAAUAUGACGGAGUAUUGUAUUUUUAAGAAGGUCCAAAAAAUAUAUUUCCCAAUCUUUUUGAAUCCUCGGGUGCCACUCGGUGAUUUUCACCAUCACGGCUCCACAGGACCGAGAGUGUCAAGUAAUUUGAUUCAUCUUAAAAUGUUUUUGUAAGGCAGCCAUCAUUUGGCUCUUACAGUCCUAACCCCUACAUAAUCAACAUCUAUUCUACCAGCAAACAGCCCCUCAUAAGGUGAAUGGCCUAGUCAAGAUGAGAAACGGAGAUUUGGACAUGUCCACAUCCCAUAAGGAGUCAGUGAACUACGGAUGAUGAAAGCACAUCUUACCGAAAAUUAUCACAUGGCUAGAGUGAAAUUUUUUUUUUAAUUUGGAUGUAAGAUUAUAAAUAUAUAGUUAAUCUUUCUGACUUAAGGAGAGGUGGAUUUUAUGAUGAUGAAGGGGAUGGAAUGAAGGUUGGUAAGAGGGUGGAAGUAUCAGAUAGAUUUCCAAGUUACCCUGGGAUAACAUAUCAUGGUGAAUAUAAAAAUAAUUAAAAAGUUGGAAUUUGGGAUAUGUGGUAUAUGUAUUUGAUGAAAGUGAGUUUAAAUUGAUGU
This is a messenger RNA of Paramecium pentaurelia, 1634 nucleotides long. NCBI's taxonomy places the organism in Eukaryota, Ciliophora, Oligohymenophorea, Peniculida, Parameciidae. The record is from the annotation of a GenBank genome assembly.